GCUCCGAAAUGCAGCUAGAAUAGACCCAUACAGUGGAGGAAUAUGGAAAAGAAAGGAGGCGGCAAGGAUGUGAGUGGAGAAAAAAGAUUUCCUACCGAGAAAAAACCAGUCAGAGAUUCUAAGUUCAAUGUUUACCUAGUCUUUAAAUCAGCCGUCUUGAUCCAAAGGUGGUAUCGACGCUACGUGGCCCGGCUUGAAAUGCGGCGACGAUGUACGUGGCGCAUCUUUCAAUCCAUCGAGUAUUCGGGAGAACAGGAUCAUCUCAAGCUCAACAGCUUCUUUGACUACCUCAUGACACACUUCACACCAAGGAGCAACACAGACAAAGAAUUCCUUUCUCGCAUAUUAUCGGAGCCUGAAAACAUAAAUGAGAGCAAGAUAAUAGAAGGAGAGUAUGCCUACCAAACGGUCGUAGUACCGAAUAACUACAUGGGGCCCCGUCUUUCCUUCCCGCUCUUCCCUGAUGAUGCCACUGCCUUACUGGAAGCAUUCAAACAGAAAAAACAGCUUCACGCUCACUAUGUUCUAAGACUCUUCCAUGAAGCCCGGAAGCAUCUGUCCCAGCUGCCAAACAUUACCAACGUCUCUACCUGUUACUAUGAGGAGAUCACUAUUUGUGGAGACUUACAUGGCCAAUUGGUGGAUUUGUUUCUGAUAUUUUACAAGAAUGGCCUUCCCUCUCCACAGAAGGCAUAUGUCUUCAACGGCGACUUUGUGGACAGAGGCAAAUAUUCCAUGGAGAUUCUGAUCAUACUCUUUGUCUUCCUCCUGAUUUAUCCCAAGGAGGUCCAUCUAAAUCGAGGAAACCACGAGGACUAUAUAGUCAACUUACGCUAUGGUCUCAACAAGGAGAUUGCACGCAAAUAUAAGGAGCAUAGUGGUAAAAUUCUGAAACUUCUUCAAAAUGUCUUCAGCUGCCUGCCGUUGGCUACCUUGGUUGACCAGAAGGUCUUGAUUGUACAUGGAGGAAUUUCAGACACAACUGAUCUGGAUCGGCUGGCCAAGAUUGACAGGCGUCAGAUUCUGUCUGUAUUGUCUCAGAAGAGAAAAAUAACAAGAUCUUUUGAACCGAGUGAAUUUGAAAGUGCCAAAUUGUUCCGGGAUGGUCCCCCAAAGCCCACUGAUUCUCUGAGUAAAUCUGAAGUUACCAAGAGGGUCCAGGAGGAAUAUGAGACGUGUCGCACAAGGGCAGGGAGCUCCGAGUACACAGAAAGUAGGGCUUCUGCCACCUCUUUCCCCUCUGGGUCAGACAUGACCCUUGCUUCAACCGAAUCAACAUUCGUUGACGAUGCCGAAAUCCAACAGGUUUUGGACAUUUUGUGGAGCGACCCCAUCCCUCAAGACGGCUGUAAAGUGAAUGAAGACAGAGGAGGUGGCUGUUACUUUGGCCCCAAUGUGACACGAGCAUUCCUGCAGAAGUACAACCUACAGUUCAUCAUCCGUUCCCACGAGUGUAAGCCGGACGGCUAUGACAUCUGCCACGACCGAAAGGUCAUCACUGUUUUUUCAGCCUCGAACUACUACACAAUGGGCAGUAACCGGGGAGCCUACGUCAAAAUGGGACGUGAUUUGAUUCCCCACUUCAUCCAGUACCAAGCCGGCAAAUCAGCACGUAGACUGACCAUGACUCAAAGGAUCAGCCGAGUGGAAGUGUCAGCAUACCAGGUGUUAAAGGAGAAGCUGUUUGCUCACAGGUCCGACCUCACCACUGCAUUCAGGCGCUAUGAUAAGAAGAACACAGGCCUGAUCACAUUAAACGAAUGGGCAAAUGCUGUAGAGUCUGUCCUUCAGCUGGGGCUUCCGUGGCGGAUGCUGAGGCCGCAGCUGGUGCCGCACCUGACCAGUGGGAAGCUGGAGUACAAGUCGUGGCUUAAGGACAUUGUGACGGAGCAGCGGUCAGCAGUCCAGGAGCGGCUACAGUCAAGUUUGCUGGAAAACAUUUACCGAAACCUCUCCAGCCUGGAAACUAUCUUCAAUAUCAUCGACACUGAUCAUUCAGGGCUUAUUUCUCUUGAGGAAUUUCACCAGACCUGGAAGCUGUUUAGUGACCAUAUGAAUAUUAAUAUCUCAGACGAAAGCAUCAGUGACUUGGCCCGCAGCAUCGACUUCAACAAAGAUGGAAAUAUAGAUUUCAACGAGUUCAUUGAGGCAUUCCGUCUAGUCAGUCAGUCACCUCCAUGAGGAAACUGGAAGAACAAGCUGGCGGGGCUUCUAAACCCAAAACAGUAUUUCUAACUUAUCAAUGUGCCUCAGAAUCAAACAAAAAGGAUGGGCUACUGAACAUAAAGUUUAGUGUUCUUAAAAGUAAUCCAUUGUGGCUACAGACAUACUCAUAUGAUAAGGACUAGGACAGGAAGUGGAAAACCUGAUUCCAUCUCAGUGUUGGAUUUGUUUGAAAGAAUGCAAAGCUUUCAGACUUGUGUUAUAUUUCCAUGGCGAAAGAAAACCCAGACUUUAAAAAUAUAUAAGCUUUUCAUAUUUGUAGACCAUCUUUUUUUCUAGUCUCUACACCAGCUAAAGAAGAGCUUUCCAAACAUUUUAUGUUGGUGAGACAUGUUUUAGACCCUCAUCAUUUUACGACAGUCAUUCGGUUUUAAUAGCAAACCAGAAGUUAAACCAACCCCUUAAAAGAAAUACAGGCAUAUAUAUAAAUUGUAAUAAGGAAAUGUAUGAGGACACAACAUCUCUCAUGAAAACCUUUUAUAUGUUUUAAAACAUAUAAAACAUAUGGUUUGUAAGAUAACAUACAUUUCCAAGAUGUUUGUACUUUCCUGUUACGUCCACAUGACACACACACUGCAGCCGACAUGCUAACGUGUGGCGAUACACAGUUUGGAAAGAUGAGCUAUAUUUGACCAAGACAAUAUUUUAACUUGAAUUGGCAAGUUGAAGAUUUUGAAACUUCUGGCAAUUUUCAAGGAAUAGCAAAAAUAAAGGUGCUAAUGCAGCAUUAAUUUAAAACAUUCUGAUCAUAAAGCACUCAUAAUGGAGCACAUUCAAGUUUGACAUCCUGUUGAUGAUCUACAUGGACAGACACAACUACUGCAGAAGCUGUUGGACAUUUUUGUCCACGGUAUAAUAGUUGCACUGUUUAAAGCUGCAAAACGUACAUACGGUAAAUCGUGCUUUUGAGCUCGAUUUUUAAAAAAUGUAAAUAUUUGUAAUUUUAAAAGGUGGCAACUGCUCCAUUAUGUAUGGGGCCUAAUUUGGGGGGUGGGGGGUUGGGAGGUGGAGGCAGAUCAAGUUUUUUUUUAUUUUUGUACGAUGAAUAAAACCAAAGCAUAAAUAAAAAUGCGAGAUGCAAAGAAUGACGCUGGGAGGUAUUCACCCUAUUCAAUUCCAAACUAAGCUGGUGAUAUUUCUGGUUUUGGGAAGGCUUUGGCGUCCUUAUUGCCUGCUCUCUUCUUCAGCUGCAGGAUUCAUGAAAUCAGGUCUUGACUCCGCAGGUGUCACUGUCACAGCUUCUUUUAUAAUAAACUAGUGGAUGUACCUGG
Anolis carolinensis (green anole) is the source of this 3494-nucleotide messenger RNA. RefSeq names its product protein phosphatase with EF-hand domain 2 (gene ppef2). Lineage: Eukaryota; Metazoa; Chordata; Lepidosauria; Squamata; Anolidae. The coding region runs from base 43 to 2181 and encodes 712 amino acids. Gene Ontology annotation, biological process: detection of stimulus involved in sensory perception; negative regulation of MAPK cascade. Gene Ontology annotation, molecular function: phosphoprotein phosphatase activity; manganese ion binding; calcium ion binding. The transcript has 16 exons. The record is from RefSeq and is a predicted model, not a curated record.